AUGGCAAGAAAGAGAUCAGGGGCCAAGCUGGUUUCAGCAUCUCCUUCUUUACUGGCCCCGACACUCCCGUUCAGUCUCCAAGAUGCUAUCACCCACCUUUCCUUGGCCGAUCCGAGGUUCGGGAACAUGUUCCAGCAUCUCCCUUGCAAACCCUACAUCCCACCGUACACCGCCAUCGACCCGUUCCGUACCUUGGUCACCUCUAUCAUUGGUCAGCAAGUGAGCUGGAUGGCAGCGAGAGCCAUCAAUGGACGUUUUCGAGCUCUUUUCGGCUAUGAAGAUGAGAAUGGCUUUCCCAGUCCUGCCCAAGUGGCAGCGACCGAAGUGCAGACGCUCAAAGGGGUGGGAUUGAGUACGAGGAAGGCGGAAUAUGUCAUCUCUCUAGCAGAGCACUUCUUGUCUGGUCAAUUGUCCACUGAACUGCUCCGGGACGGUAGCGAUGAUCAGAUCGCCAAAGCUCUCAUCGCCGUACGAGGCAUCGGACAAUGGACGGUGGACAUGUUCCUCAUGUUCUCUCUCAAACGUCCUGAUGUGCUCCCGGUCGGUGAUUUGGGAGUCCAAAAAGGUCUCAUACGCUGGGUCUUGGCCGCACACCAGGCACUGCCUAGAAAGAAGGGGAAGAAUGACGCAAAAGUUGACCGAGUGGAUGAGGACGGUGGUGGAGAGAUAGACACCAGGAUCCAAACACCUCCCCCAUUGGAGCGACAAUACCCUCAAACUCCUCAUACGCCAUCGAACGCUUCUGUCGUCAGAUCUGCCGUCCUGCACACGCCUAUCAAGCCUACAGAUCCGACUCCUCCAACCCCUAUCACCCCACUCACUGCCCCCGCUGAGACCCUGGAAGUACCCGACAAGGAGCUACCGCCGCCCACGCCACAAGAGCUGCUGGCUCCAAUAAAAGGGCAUGAAUGGGACGCCAACAAAGCUGCCCCUCUGUCUGAAGGUUUGAGCGUCGAGGUGUUGAAAACGAGGAUGGGAGGUAAAAAGGUCAAAGGAGGGGCGUACUUGACGCCUGGGGAGAUGGAAGCGUUGACCCAACAUUGGCGACCUUUCCGGUCUUUGGGAGUGUAUUAUAUGUGGCCUGCAGGUGAAGAUUUCUGAGGGCGGAAGCUUGUACGAGUCGGACUGCAACUAGAUUAUAGCUUAAACUACUCACACUCGUACUCGACAUGCACAUUUAUGACAUG
Tremella mesenterica DSM 1558 is the source of this 1187-nucleotide messenger RNA. RefSeq lists its product as uncharacterized. Gene Ontology annotation, cellular component: nucleus; protein-DNA complex. Lineage: Eukaryota; Fungi; Basidiomycota; Tremellomycetes; Tremellales; Tremellaceae. Gene Ontology annotation, molecular function: DNA-3-methyladenine glycosylase activity; alkylated DNA binding; DNA-7-methylguanine glycosylase activity. The record is from RefSeq and is a predicted model, not a curated record. The transcript has 4 exons. The coding region runs from base 1 to 1101 and encodes 366 amino acids. Gene Ontology annotation, biological process: DNA alkylation repair; base-excision repair, AP site formation; base-excision repair.